AACUGUCUUCAGCCAAAAGCCUGCGACUCUAUCAAUCCUCAAAAUCAGCAAAUGAAACAGCUAAUAAAGAAGCGCGAUGCCAUAAUGGUGGUGGUAAUUCUGAUUGCUACGAUGGCUUUCCAAGCUGGGGUGACCCCUCCGGGUGGUGUCUGGCAAGACAAUGCAACAGAUAAUUCCCACAAAGCCGGAGAAGCAGUAAUGGCACAUAUUCAUCCUAAAGUGUAUACGAGUUUCGUUGGAGCAAAUACAAUAGCCUUCGUUUCGUCUCUUAGUACGAUCUUGCUCUUAUUAAGUGGCUCGCCUUUUCGGAGCAGGCUGUUUAUGUGGAAUUUGGUGGUGAUUAUGUGGUUAAUGGUAACUUCAACUGCAAUUACUUAUGCCAUAUCCAUUGUUGUGGUUACAACACAAAAGGAUAAGAAACCACUGAUCUAUAUUAUUGGGAUUGGACUCAUUGUAUGGUGUAGUGUGAUGGGAGUUUGGUUUCUUGGCCGGUCGCUGCAGAAACAAGGAAUAACCAUGUGGAGGCCAAGAAGAUUUAGAGAUCUGGUUGGCAAUACAAAUCUUUGUGAGGAUAAAUGGAGUUACAAGGAGUCCCUACAAUCUUGGAGAGAUGAGGAAGAAGAUCCUCACAUUCAAAGUGAUAAGGCCACAUGUUCAGAGAAGUUGAGUGAUAAAGGAAACCAAGGAUGA
Messenger RNA from Olea europaea var. sylvestris, 690 nucleotides. RefSeq lists its product as uncharacterized. Lineage: Eukaryota; Viridiplantae; Streptophyta; Magnoliopsida; Lamiales; Oleaceae. The record is from RefSeq and is a predicted model, not a curated record. The annotation marks the transcript as partial. The transcript has 2 exons.